GUUUGUCUAUUAGCUCGAGCCCAUCCCGUUCAGCAUCCAUCCACACGCCGCCCGCAUGCCCAGGCUAGCCGAAAAGAUAGGCUCGCUGCUGUUCUGCCCGGACUGUGGCACGCUGCUCAAUCUGCCCGAGGAUGAGGUCGUCUAUGUCAAGUGCGAGCAGUGCGGACACGAAGAGCCGGCAAGCUCGUAUGAGAACAUCGAGAUCAUAACGCGCUCGCACCCGGACGCGUUCCCGUCGCCGCUAAGACAGAAGGGCAAAACGCAGACGAAGGUUCACGAGGCGAACGACGCGCUGCUGAAGGUGACUGAGAAGUGUCCGGAGUGCGGGCACAUGGAGGCCUAUUCGCGGGAGAUGCAGUUGCGGAGCGCAGACGAGGGGUCCACCAUAUUCUACACCUGUGUCAAGUGUAAAUACGGCUGGCGUGUCAACAACUGAGGAGGGCAUGCGAGGCAGCAGGCGAGGGGUCUGGGGAACAAUGACAUACAUACCCGGGUGCAUCACGUAUCCUGCCCGGCCAUCUACACGUACACGCCUGCGGUACAGAACAGAGCGACAACACCGAAGCCACCGAGGACGCUGGCGAGGGACGCGACGCCGGCUUCGCGGAUGGGGAGCUUGUCUUUUGGCAGUCUGUAGGUAGAAUGGAUGUACCGCAUGAGCGUAGACUAGGCGUCAUCAGGAACAGAGACGUACGUGGAGUAGUAGAACGCCAGGAC
This is a messenger RNA of Fomitopsis serialis, 717 nucleotides long. Its product is annotated as DNA-directed RNA polymerase I kDa polypeptide. Gene Ontology annotation, molecular function: DNA-directed RNA polymerase activity; nucleic acid binding; zinc ion binding. Gene Ontology annotation, cellular component: RNA polymerase I complex. The record is from RefSeq and is a predicted model, not a curated record. The coding region runs from base 56 to 436 and encodes 126 amino acids. Gene Ontology annotation, biological process: DNA-templated transcription; termination of RNA polymerase I transcription. The transcript is spliced from 5 exons. Lineage: Eukaryota; Fungi; Basidiomycota; Agaricomycetes; Polyporales; Fomitopsidaceae.